AUGCUUGGAUUGGUUUUCAGAAGGAGGUUGGCAACUUCUGCUUCAGCAGAAAAGGCAGCUUCUGUUGCUAAGAAUUCACAGUUUAACGUUUUCGACCGUAAAAAUAAACUUAUUCAACGAUCAAAGACACCUGCUUUGGAUCCGGUAAAGUCCCGUAAGGUUGAAUAUUUAAGGGAUGAAGUUGCAACGAGAACUAUUGAAAGAUUGGCCUUCAUUACUAGAGAUUUCACCAAGGUGCUUGACUUUGGUUCGCAUUCUGGGAACUUUGCUAAAAACUUGUGUGAAGAAACACCACUCGGAGAGAAUCCAAAUGAGGAAGAAUUACAUUUCACCACACAGUUGAAUAAUGAUAGAGUUACCAUCAGAAAUAAAAUAAAGGAAUUAGUGAUGCUUGAUUCUUCUAAGGAAGUGUUGGACCGUGAUUUAAAUGAACCAUUUAAUGAAAUAUUUCCUGGUAAGAUCACUAGAGUGGUUGCAGAUGAAGAGGCAUUUGACCAUGAAUGCUUAAAGGAAUCUGAUCAAUACGAUGCCGUGGUGUCUAACUUAUCAUUGCACUGGAUCAAUGAUUUGCCUCAAGCUUUGGCUAAUAUUAACCGUGUAUUGAAACCAGACGGGCUCUUCAUGGGCUCAAUCAUUGGUGGUGACACCUUGUAUGAAUUAAGAACUUCAUUGCAAUUGGCAGAAUUGGAAAGAAAGGGAGGAAUGUCUCCACGAGUAUCUCCUCUUGUUCAUUUGAAUGAUGUCGGAUCCCUUUUGAAUCGUGCAGGUUUCAGUAUGCUUACCAUCGAUUCCGAAGAUAUUGUCGUGGGUGGAUUCCCAGACAUCGUAUCACUCUGUGAGGAUUUACAACUGAUGGGUGAACAAAACUCCGUGUUAUCCCGUGCCAACUUCCUUCCUAAGGACGUUUUACUUGCAGCUAAUGAAAUCUACAAAUCUAUGCAUGGAGAGGAAGGUCCAGACGGUGUUGUAACUUUGCCUGCUACAUUCAGCGUUAUUUUUGUCAUUGGAUGGAAGAAGAGUGAAACUCAACCACAACCUUUGAAGAGAGGAACUGGCCAAGUCAGUCUUAAAGAUGUUUUAUAG
Molecule: messenger RNA, 1083 nt
Organism: [Candida] anglica
Lineage: Eukaryota; Fungi; Ascomycota; Pichiomycetes; Serinales; Debaryomycetaceae
Source: the annotation of a GenBank genome assembly